AGUGAAUGGUAGCUUUAUUUAUGAGCAGUUUACAUAUUCGAUUAUGCAGUUUUCCAUAGACGAGUAAUUUUUUUAAUUUUGCCCGCCAAUAACCCAGCACGUACCAGAGAUUAAGUAAAGCGUGUUGUCAACACUUUCACCCGUAGAGCACGCAGCUUCCCACGGAGAAACCGUGUGAGGGAAAAUUCAGGGAAAAUGAUGUUUUUCACAAUAACAUAUGAUAUCCGAUGCUGCAGGUGAACCAUGUACACAAGAACGUUUAAUACGAACAAUGCGAAAACACCGCCUAGAGUACGAUUAAAAUUUCCACGAUUUAUAGGAGUAAUUAUAUUUUUGCUUCUGUGCCACGUAGUUAAAAGUAACCGACCACCGAGAUUCUUGAUAGAUGGGCGUUCUGAAAUCGUGAUAAGACUGAAGGAGGGCCCCGACACACCAGUUGGUAGCCUUAUAUACAGACUACGAGGAAUAGAUCCAGAUGGAGAUGCCUUGAAAUUUGGUAUUCGAAACCAAAUCGGUAGUGAUAUUUUAAGAAUAGAAGCCAUUUCAUCCAACGAAGCUAAUAUAUAUUUAGUUAAGGAAUUAGAUAGAGAGGUGCGUGAUGAAUACUCAUUUGUUUUAACCCUUACCGACGGUCACUUGGGUGAGGGUAACUUUAUAACGCAAAGUUUCUUAUUGUUAGUGGAGGAUGUCAACGACAACGAACCUAUUUUUAAACCUUAUCCUUCUGCCAUAACGGUGAAAGAAGAUGCAAAACCUGGAAUUUUAGCUACAGUUGAAGCAACUGAUUUAGACGAAGGAGCUUAUGGUCAAGUUUUAUAUCACCUACAAGAACUGGACGGAGACGAGGAAAGCUUUUCAAUCCAAACUGUAAACGGGAAGGGAGUUAUACGUUUAAUUAAUAGUUUGGAUUACGAACGUAAAUCACUUUAUCAACUUCGAGUCUUGGCAGUGGACAGAGCAAACCAAGGGAGAAUUAAUACUGGGACUGCAGCUAUUCUUAUUAAAGUGCAGGAUAUAGAGGAUCAACCACCAGAGUUUGUGGUAGCUACUCCAGUUACACGCAUUAGUGAAGAUGCACCUGUUGGAACAUCGGUUUUACAAGUCAAAGCUGUUGAUGGGGACCGUGGUAUCAACAAUAGAAUCUCCUACAGCAUCAUAUCAGGGGGUGAGGAACACUUUGAGAUUGACACCAGUUCAGGCAUUGUGUACACUAUUAAUGAACUGGAUAGAGAGGACCCUAAUAACAGCAAUGGGGCUUAUAUUUUGGAGAUUUUGGCUACAGAAGAAUCACAUAUCAUAUCACCACUGCCGAGUGCUACAACCGAAGUGACAAUCAUAGUUACUGAUGUGAAUGAUGAGAAGCCAAGAUUCAGGAGUGAGCGAUAUGUGUGCGAGGUUAUGGAGAAUGCUCAACAAAACACACCAAUUACAUUCCUUCAAGAUGCCAUACCUGAAGUUUAUGAUUACGAUCAGGGAAAGAAUGGUACAUUUGAACUCUACAUAGUUGAUGAUAAUGGUGUCUUUGAUGUGACACCUUUUAAGGGAAUCAAUGAAGCGUCCUUCCUUAUAAGAGUCAAUAAUCCUUUAUACCUUGACUAUGAGAAGGUUACUGUGAUGAAUUUUAGCCUUGUUGCCAAAGAAAUUGUUACCAAAGAUGCUAAAAUGAGUGUGGUCCCAAUCACAGUACACAUAAAGGAUGAAAACGACAAUUACCCCGAGUUCACACAAUCUGUAUACACCGUGUCGAUACCUGAGAACUGCGAUGUCGGCACCACAAUAGCAUGGGUGCAGGCUUUAGAUCAAGAUUCCGAUAAUUAUGGCACAAGGGGAAUUAGAUACACUGGUCUGAGUGGAAGUAUCGCUCAUUUGUUAAACUUAAAUCCAAUAUCAGGAGCCAUAACAGUGAAACAAGCUGGCGGCGACAGUUUCGACAGAGAACUCGUAUCACAGCAUUACAUCACAGUUGAAGCGAGAGAUGAUUUAGGCAAAGGCAAUAGAAAUACGGCACAGUUAAUAAUCAACAUAGAAGAUGUCAAUGACAAUGCUCCAAUGUUCCUUGCCAAUAAGUAUGAGGCAAGGUUGCUUGAAAAUGAGUUGGAGUUUGAAAAUCCUCUUAUUGUAGAAGCUAGAGAUCUAGAUUUAAAUGGUACAAAAAAUAGCCACAUCGAAUAUUCUAUAGUAGGCGGAGAUCACAGGAAGAACUUUUCAAUAGAUCCGAACUUGGGCAUCAUCACUCCUGUCAGUGGUCUCGAUUUCGAACAGAUUCCGGGCGAUAAUUCUAAUAUACGACCUAUUUAUUUGACGGUGCGUGCACAUGACUUCGGUACUCCGCAGCGUUCGUCCACAGCGCCGGUGACAGUGUAUGUGCAAGAUGUGAACGAUCACGCACCUUUAUUUGCGCUCACCAUGUAUAAACGUGCUAUACCAGAAGAUAUGCCUUCAGGGACUAGCGUUAUUGAGGUGAAAGCCCGCGAUAACGACGGUUCGUACCCGAACAAUCGCAUAGUAUACCGCAUACAAAGAGGCGCUAGUGAUAAGUUUGUAAUAGACUCGCAUACCGGCUUAGUGUCUGUUGCUAAUGGUUCCAGUCUAGACCCAGACAGAACGGACCCUAAAGUCACUAGAUAUACUCUUACUGUGGUGGCGUUAGACGGUGGUAUUGGUGAACACCAAUUGAGUGCAUCUGUCCUUGUCAAUAUUACGAUAGUGGAUGUUAAUAAUAAACCACCGAUGCUUGUCGAGCCAGGGGAUGUGCAAGUUAUGGAGAAUAUUCAGGUUGGUACAAUAAUAUAUCGCGCUAUGGCGUAUGACCCAGACGAACAGCCUGUACUACGAUAUUCCAUAGACAAAGAGAACAGUUACGCGCGAAACGAAGAUGGCGUCCAAGUGCUGGCCACAGAUUAUGACUUUUUGGCGCUCUGGGAUUUGAACACAGUCGAUGGUUCUUUGCGCAUAGUUCGAGUACUGGAUAGAGAAAAGGUAGAACUUAUAAAGUUGGUUAUAACAGUAGAAGAUAUGGCCGCAAUACAAGGCGGGCCCAAACAAACUGCAUCAGCCACAUUAACUAUUAUAGUACUGGAUCAAAACGAUAAUAAUCCAAAAUUCAGGAAGCCAUUUUAUAAGACGUCGAUUCCAGAAAAUUCUAAGAACGGGGCGCAUAUUGAAACUCUGCUAGCUGAUGAUCCAGAUAAAAAUCGGACUAUGACUUACGUACUUGAUGGUCCAAGUGCGUCCUUAGGCUUGGUACAUAUCGACAGAAAGUCUGGUGAAGUGGUUGUAUCCAAUAAAAUCGAUCAUGAAAUGUAUCCAUGGCUUAAUCUUACAGUAAAAGCGAUAGAUAGCGGAGUGCCUCCUAGACACGCUGUUGUGGAUUUGUUUAUUCAGGUAUUGGACGAAAAUGAUAACAACCCAGUAUUCGAAUCGCAACCAUUCGAGUAUCACAUUAAAGAGGACACAGAGCCCGGUACAAUCAUUGCUAAUAUUAUAGCUAAAGAUGUGGACUCGGCGGAAUACGGGAAAAUAACAUAUUUACUAGAUCGGAUGUCUACACAGGGAAAAUUCCUUAUAAACGCAGAUACAGGAGCACUAACAGUGUCCGAUUGGUUGGAUCGCGAAACACAAUCUACUUACAAUCUAGUUGUGGAAGCGUGGGAUAACUAUCAGUUUGGUUAUCUAAGUGGAGAGAGCAGGAAUGCCUUUAAACAAGUUGUUAUAAACAUAGACGACGUGAACGACAAUCCACCAAUCCUACACGUGCCAGAAGAUUGUGCGACCAUCAGUGAAUUCCAUAACCAUAGAGAGCCGAUAGUUUCCGUGUCUGCAACUGAUGCUGAUGAUAAUAACCUGCCCAAUGGCAGAGUGCAGUUCCAUUUGGUCGCUGGGAAGGGAUAUGAGCUGUUUCGUUUCGAACAAGUGGGUGGAGAUGCGAACACAGGGCGUCUAUUCGCAAAGCAAUCGUUAAAAGAUAGAUUCGGGAAUUACACACUGAUUGUAGAAGCGAGGGAUUUGGGAUUACCCCCCAAUGCAGUACGGGGAGAAUUGAAGUUAUGCGUUACAGAUUAUAACGAUCAUGCGCCUAUUUUUGUGCAUCCACCUCAAAAUGUCACUAUUAAAGUACCCGAGAACGCAACAAUAGGCACGACGGUGCUAACGGUGCGAGCGAUAGACGCGGACAUCGGGCCCAACGGCGCGGUGCGGUACAGGCUGCGGCGCGGCGAGCGCACGUUCGCCGUGCACCCCGCCACCGGCGCGCUGCGCACUGCCGCGCCGCUCGACCGGGACCAGCGGCCGGUCUACCAGCUCAGGAUAGAGGCGUACGACCUAGGUUUACCGACACCGCUCAGCUCAGACCUAGACUUGACAAUCUACGUACAAAAUGUCGACAACUACCGACCUAGGUUCCUACAUAAACACACGCACAUAAACAUCACGGAAAAUGUAUCGAACUAUAGCACAUUGCUACCGAAUACCAUAGAGAGAGAUGAAAUCGAUAGAGGCGAUGAGCCGGUAUUGCCAGUUUGUUAUUAUAUCGUGGACGGUGAUGGGGAUGCCAUGUUCAAACUGGAUAGAAGUAGUCAUAGAUUAACAUCAAAACCAUUAGACCGAGAACUAAAGUCCAACUAUACACUAACCGUACUAGCGACUGAGGAUUGUUUAAACAAACCUCAAUACAAUGAAAAACUCGACGCAGUUAGUACAAUCAAGGUCCAUAUCAAUGUUGAUGACGUCAAUGAUAACAGACCCAAGUUCAUAAGCAAAAUAUUCACUGGAGGCAUCACUACGGAAGCCGAUUUCGGCAUUGAGUUUAUGCAUGUCAAGGCGGUAGAUUUAGACGAAGGUGAAAACGCCAAAAUAAAUUACUACAUCGUGGGAAGCGUAAAGGAAACAUUAACAGAAGGGUUAGAAAACCUCGCAGUUUCACCGUUCCUUGUUGAUGUGGAUACAGGCGCUAUUACACUGAACUUCGACCCACAGAAAGGCAUGAAGGGAUACUUCGAUUUUAAGAUUCUAGCAAAUGAUACAGACGGACUUUACGACGAGGCGCACGUAUUCAUAUACCUCUUACGCGAGGAUCAACGCGUGCGUUUCGUUCUACGCUCGCAUCCAUCUGAAGUUCGCGACAAAAUCAACAUAUUUCGGGAAAACCUCGCUCGAGUCACACGAUCCGUUGUUAAUAUCGACGAUUUGAGGGUACAUGAAAAUAAAGAUGGGUCAGUGGAUAAUACGAAAACAGACUUGUACUUGCAUCUCGUUAACGAUGAGGAUCAUUCGGUGUUGGAGGUGGAACAAGUGCUGCGGUUGGUUGAUAAGAAUAUCGAACAGCUGGAUGAUUUGUUGAAGGAGUUCAACGUGCUGGACAUGCAGCCGGCUGACUACCAGCCGCUCACGGUGGACUCGGUCGCGUCCACGCAGACAGUGUACUGGCUCGUGUGGACGAGCCUACUGCUGGCCGUACUGCUGGCGCUCACCGUCAUGACCUGCCUGUCGCAGCGCGCGGACUAUGCGCGCAAGCUGAAGGCCGCCACUGCUACUGCGUACUCGUCCCCCACGGCCGGCGACUCGGACAUGACGCUCCGCUCGGGCGGGCGGGUCCCCAACACCAACAAGCACAGCAGCAAGGGCUCCAACCCCAUCUGGCUACACGCGUACGAAAACGACUGGUACAAGUCCGACGAUCAAUUGAGCCGGUCUGAACGAGACUCGCUAGAUGAAAACGCAGUCAACCAAGACAUGUCCAACGAGAAACCCUACUUCAUAACCACCGCCGCUUUCCCGUCCAUACAGUCGAAUGAAACGGAGCCCGAACAAGCCAACUUUGACUUCUAUCAGCAAUUGGAACAUAUGAAGAACGCUAAGAAUAUGGAAACUACAGAAUUGUAGUACGCGAGGAUGGUAAUGAUAUACUUAGUGUUUAAAGAACGUAUUUUUAUGUACGUACUUGAUUGGUUAUUAUUUGGAUCUGAAUUUUGUCAUUUUGUAGAUUCACGUAUUAUAAUUAUAAGUGUAAAUAGGCAAAGAAUAUAUAUUUAUGGUUUAUAGAGUAAUAAGUUUGAAUCGAUGCAUUAAAUGUAGUUCAUAAAUUAAUCUUGUCAAUAAUUUAAUUGUUUAGACAUAAUAUUAUGUGCCUUUGUAAAUGUACCUUUAUUAA
Molecule: messenger RNA, 6148 nt
Organism: Colias croceus (clouded yellow)
Lineage: Eukaryota; Metazoa; Arthropoda; Insecta; Lepidoptera; Pieridae
Product: cadherin-23
Exons: 29
Coding region: 244-5880 (1878 amino acids)
Biological process (GO): homophilic cell-cell adhesion
Cellular component (GO): catenin complex; plasma membrane
Molecular function (GO): cadherin binding; calcium ion binding
Source: RefSeq, a predicted model, not a curated record